AUGUUAGAAGAAGAUUGGGAUAGAUGUGAAGUUCUUGUCAAGUUAUUGAAACCACUGCAACUAGCUACGACAAUAUUAUGUUCUGAACAACAAAUCACUAUAUCUAUGGUUCGGCCACUUAUUGGUAGUCUCAUCACUAAGCACUUAAGUUCAAAUCAAACAGACUGUGUGUUCGCUACCAUGUUUAAAAACACAGUUUCCAAAGAUUUGGCUAAAAGAUUUUCGAUGGAAAGUGGGUCAGAGAAAAAUACUAAUGAAAUACUGGUGAAUGUAUCUCAAAUAGCAAGUCUACUUGAUCCUAGGUACAAAAAUUUAAAAUUUGAACACUCGGAAGAAAUUAAAUACCGUAUUCAACCAAUUGUUCGUUCAAAAGUAUUAUCUGUAAAUCAAAUUUCGACAACUGUAUGUGGCAAUAUUCAAAUUGCAAAAAAAACUAUAUUAGACGAGCUAAUGGGCCAAUUCUCUGAUGAUGAUGAGGACGAAUUUACUCGUUAUUUGUCAGAGCCUCAAAUAAACCAUAACGACAAUCCAUGUUUAUGGUGGAAAGCACGGGAAAAUGUAUAUCCUAAAAUAUCAGUUUUGGCAAAAAAUAUUUUAUGCAUUCCUGCUUCAUCAGCAUCGUCCGAACGUGUAUUUUCUACAGCAGGUAAUAUAAUUACACCCAAGCGAAACCAAAUGACGCCAUAUCAUUUGUCAGCAUUGGUAUUUUUGAAAAACCAGGCAUAA
Molecule: messenger RNA, 726 nt
Organism: Sipha flava (yellow sugarcane aphid)
Lineage: Eukaryota; Metazoa; Arthropoda; Insecta; Hemiptera; Aphididae
Product: zinc finger BED domain-containing protein 1-like
Exons: 2
Coding region: 1-726 (241 amino acids)
Molecular function (GO): protein dimerization activity
Source: RefSeq, a predicted model, not a curated record